AUGGCGGGUUUCUCCGAAUCAGCGAUGGCACGGCGCUUGCAGACGUUGAACACCACGCAGCAGUCGGUGCAGAUGAUGUCGAUGUGGUUGUUGCAUCAUCAGAAAGCUCACGCCGAGACGAUACUCAGAGUGUGGCUCCAGGAGGUUAAGAAAGAAACCAAGCCAAAUCGUCUUAUCAACUUGCUGUACCUUGCUAACGAUGUCAUACAAAACAGCCGGAGGCAUUGUCCAAAAUUUAUGGAAAUGUUUUAUGAAAGUUUGGAGCCGGCUUUCAGGCACGUAAGCCAUCAUGCCGAUGCAGAUGCUGUUGUGGCAUUGAGGAAAAUUUUGCGAGUUUUUCGGGAGCGACAAAUUUAUCCAGAAGCGAAGUUUGAUCGUCUAGUAAAUGCAGUAACUUCAUCGUUAACUGGAAUACGUCUUGUGGAAUUUAAUAUUGAACUCGGAGGAACAAGCUUGACCGGCGAAAGCUCCCAGAAAUCACGUAUGACACCAACCACGCCACCGGCUUUAGGAAAAUCACCGCAGGUAUCGACGCCUACCGUUGACACGGAUUCACCGGAACCGAAAAAGAGCAGGUUCGAUGGCGAGAAUUUCGACAUAAAAACGAUGACUAGGAUCACCGAAGAAGUGAUAAAACUGCUGAAAAGGCUUGAAGACCCACCGUCGGCUGAUGCUGAAACACGUUCUUGGAUUUUUCUAAAUGACGCAAAAGGUUUUAGCCACUUGAUAGCUUCUUUCCCGGAAACAAUAGCGAAUCCGGCACUUCUGAAGCCCAUCAAAAAUGAAGCGCAAGCAAAGGAGCUGUUCAAGAAGAUCAAAGAAUCUGAGCCAGUGGUCAAGGAAUACUGUAAAAGGUAUCUCAUGGCACAAAAUGUGAAGGAACAUUUCAAUUCGUUACCGGAUCUGUCUGAUUUGCCGACUGUUGCACUGCCUCCUCUUCCUACACUCGGCGAACUGUUCAAGAGCGCAACGAAAGAGAAUGUUGACACCGUGAAAGAGGCCGACAAAGAAACUUAG
Molecule: messenger RNA, 1017 nt
Organism: Gongylonema pulchrum
Lineage: Eukaryota; Metazoa; Nematoda; Chromadorea; Rhabditida; Gongylonematidae
Source: the annotation of a GenBank genome assembly